CGCGCGCUGCUCAACACUGUAACAAAAAGAAAGGAAAGGAAAGGAAAAGAAAAGGAAGCUCAUUUUCGGGCAGCAACGGGCAACUCGUCAAACCUAUUUCCGGUUUGCACAUUGUGCAGGAAUUUUUUGCUCUGAAGCGCUAGACAAAAAGCUAAGAAAAUCUUGUAAUUGAAAUAUUUAAGUGCUUUUCAGUCGAAACAAAAGGAAAACAAGAGUCUGCGCUGGAGUCUUGGUAUCAGCUAAACGAGAUGAAUUGCAAUCAAUUCUGCACAUUGGAGCAGCUGCGAGCCUGGGUCGAGUGCAGUCCACUGGCACACAAAUGCCUGAUUAUCUACAUGACCAACGAUCUGGACCAGAUUAUCAAUGGCUUUGAGUCGGUGCGCAAAACUGCGCGCAAUUGGGACGAGGAGAUGCAGCGCCCUCUGUUGGUCGCCGUUUGCAUGCUGUUCCUCAUACACGGGCCAGUCGAGCCGCAAAAGAAUAUGCGCAGCUUGAUCUUUCGUGUGCUGGGCCUGAUGGACACCAAGGAUCCAAUGAGCGUGCAUGGCCAUGUGGAGUAUUUGCUAGAUGAGCUGCAUAAGGUGGGCGCCGAUAUGGAGACGAACCAGCUCUACCUGGCACUGGGCUUGGUGCGGGCCAACGUACGUGGCUUGCCGCUGGGCGUCUGUCUGCUCUGGUCGGUGAUUGGACAGAUCUUGAGCUUGGAUAUAACAAUGCAUCGCUAUCGCGAGUUCAAGGAGCUGGCCCAGACGCUGGGGCCGGUGGCGCGCUUUAGCCUCAGCGAAAUGGAUGCCAACCAGCUGAGUGAGCUGAAUCUGCUAUUGGAGACUGUCAAUCGCGUCUUGGAGCUGGUGAUGCUCACCAAUAACGAGGAGCUCAAGCAGGCCGGCUAUCCGGAUCACUUCUUCCAGAUGCGACGCAUCGAUGUGGAGUCCAUGCUCAACUGGGCAACGACCAUACUCUAUCAGAUUCAUAUCAAUGGCCGUUGGUUUGCACAGGUUGGCGCUCAGGUUACCACCAUGGUGAGCAUUUUGAAUCGCAUUAAGGUCGAAAUACCGGAGCUGAUCGAAGUGGUUGAGCAGCCCAAGAUCUUGCAGGUGACCGUCGACACCUACUCGGACCUGGAAGACUAGCGUACACCCUAUCCGAGCGCGCGUCAACUAGCAACUGGCAGUAUUAUUUAUACAUAUAUUUAUUGGUAAUUUU
Messenger RNA from Drosophila hydei, 1206 nucleotides. RefSeq lists its product as uncharacterized. The record is from RefSeq and is a predicted model, not a curated record. Lineage: Eukaryota; Metazoa; Arthropoda; Insecta; Diptera; Drosophilidae. The coding region runs from base 249 to 1133 and encodes 294 amino acids. The transcript is spliced from 5 exons.